AUGCCUACUCGAAGGCGGGAUUCAGACGAAGAGUCGCAGUCACGAUCGCCUUCUCUAGCCCCACGAGCAGCACAAUCGCAUCGAGACCUCACCGUGCGAGAACGGGAAUCCAGUCGCUCUGUUUCGGGGUCAAAGCGAAAGCGAGCGGAUACACAAAAUGGCGAGAGCUCAAAUCAUAGAAGACGGACAGCUAAACCUUCUCAUGACAGCCACGACGACAGUGAUGAUGACGAUAUAUACGACCCCGACCAGCCAUUGGAAGAGCGUCGUAAAGUCCAACAGGGAUUCCGAGACUUGCUCCGCGAAGUGACAGAGAACACGGAAGAGUACCUGCAAGCCGAUUCGCGUGGGAUUUACGACACUAUUAUUCGUGCGAAUGAACUGUCAAAGAAAGUACGGCAGACGACCGAAGCCACGAUAGACUCACGGUUACUUGUCAGCACGACCGAUCUGUCUUAUAGAAAGACUUUGCGGUUAACUCAAGGAAGCCUUUCUCAAGGCGUGGAUGUAGAUGAGUUUGUGUCAAAAUGCAUCACGUAUAUGAGACAUGGAAGAGGAAUUAUAGAUGACGAUGCCCCCGAGCUUUCGAGCACUCAACGCCAGAGAAGACGAACUACAAGAGCCGACGAAAAUGGGGACGAUGAUAUUGGCGACGACGGUGACAUGAUGAACUGGCCUCACCUUGGCCGGUUUUCCGCCUUACCGUAUAUCCGUCGCCCUGCUCUACCUGGGUUCCUUCUUGGUCCCCUAUCAGUCGAGAAGAAAGCUCGAAAAAUUGCCAAGCGAAGUGCGCCGUUCAGGCCAAACAACUUGACAGAAACUCGCCCGGAAGUCCUCAAUGUCGAAGAUUUGACUCACAAAGAGAACGAUCUCACAGCAAUCUGCAGCAAGAUCCUCCAUCAAUUACAAAGAAUUCAAGCCCACCUUCAACAAACCGUAUCGGACAGUAUUAAUGACGAUAUGGACGAUGAAGAGAGGGACAGAAUCAUGCACCAGUAUGGUCUCCGCAGUACUGGCGGCAUCGACUUGAUGCGCUUCGUUGUGAACCCUAAAUCGUUCGGCCAAACUAUAGAGAACAUGUUCUACGUCAGUUUCCUUAUCCGAGAUGGCCGUGUGGAAAUCGAAUUUGACGAGUUUGGCCUUCCCGCUCUAGCCCCGGUCAAUAGAGAGGACGUCGAAGAAGAAGAAGAGCCAACACGCCACGGAGCAGCAAAGCACCAGGCAAUCUUAUCCAUGGACAUGGAGACCUGGCAAGACAUCAUAGACACUUUUGGCCUGACAGAACCCAUGAUCGCACACAGGAAGGAUGUAACAAAUUCAGGGCCCGGCGCUAGGGGAUGGUACAGCUGA
Molecule: messenger RNA, 1350 nt
Organism: Fusarium venenatum
Lineage: Eukaryota; Fungi; Ascomycota; Sordariomycetes; Hypocreales; Nectriaceae
Biological process (GO): iron ion transport; intracellular iron ion homeostasis; copper ion import
Cellular component (GO): plasma membrane
Molecular function (GO): ferric-chelate reductase activity
Source: RefSeq, a predicted model, not a curated record